GAAGUUAAGCCUUACACCAUACGUGUGCUAGUACGGAAGAAAGAGACAUUUGUCAAUGUUUAAGGAUUUUAUUUAGUCAAAAAAGUGCCGUAAAGCUUCACCAUGUGGAACCGUAUUCUUAUUCUCUGGGCCUGCAUUCAUAUCUCUGUUGUUGGUGCUUACAGCAUAAUGUCUGGAUACAUAGGAGAGAGAGUUGACAUCAGAUGCUCAUAUGAAUCUGGAUAUGAAUCAAAUUCAAAGUAUUUUUGUAAAGGGGAGUGUUUAUUGUUAAAUAAAAACAUCAUGGUUAAAUCAGGAUCUCCAGCUAAAGACGAGAGAUUCUCUCUGACUGACGACACGACGGCCAGAGUUUUCACCGUCACCAUCACUGAUCUGAGAACAGAGGAUCAAGGCCAAUACUGGUGUGCUGUGGGGAGGAGUAUUAUUACUGAUGUCUAUUCAGAGAUUUUGUUGCUGGUUAAACUGGAUGCAUUGGCUCAAACCCCUUUACCCCAAACUUCUUCACCUGACACAGGUUCAAUUGGCAUCAUCAUUGCAGGAGUUUUGUUUUUGCUCCUGAUAUGUGCAGUAUUGUUUGUGUUGGCCGUACGAAAGAAAAAGCUGACUUGUGGUCUGGCCUUCUUCACUGCAAGGCUUCAUCUGCCAUUAAGAAAAGUAGAAGAGAAUGAAUAUGAUAAAGGGGGCCCGACUGUCCUGCCAAACUCAAACACAGCUCAAAGGGAUAAUAGUUCGGCAGCAAACGAGAUUCACAGACCUGCGAACACAGAACCAGCCGACACCAACCUCUUCUAUAUAAAUGUUGCUGAUGCAGCGACUAACAGUCUGAGUCCAGAUCAGAUCUACACAGAAAUGAACGCCAGUAGACAGAGUCACGUUUAUCAGUGUCUUACAGCUGAAUCUGCUAAAGAAGAGUCGAUAUAUCACACUAUUGUUAAGAAACAGACUGACUGAACACAGACACCUCAUCAACAAACAACCAAACCCCUUAUUUUGCUUCACACU
Molecule: messenger RNA, 1002 nt
Organism: Rhinichthys klamathensis goyatoka
Lineage: Eukaryota; Metazoa; Chordata; Actinopteri; Cypriniformes; Leuciscidae
Product: CMRF35-like molecule 2
Exons: 6
Coding region: 103-951 (282 amino acids)
Source: RefSeq, a predicted model, not a curated record